AUGUCUGAAGGUCCCCCAGGAACCUCGCAUGCACUUGUUCGCCCCGCAGCUCGCGAUGACAUCCCAGCUCUCGUCAUUCUUGCGCGACGAGCAUUCAUCAACGACCCGUUCACCAACUACUGCGGUGACCUGAAAGAGGCUCUUUCAAACGAUGUCAGCACCCCCAGGCGACAGCACCUCGAGAUCUUCUACCGCAUGUUGUUCGGCGCUAUCAUUCACUCGGGAGGGCGAGUCAUGGUAGUCGCGGUCCCCAUCCCUCCGAAGAGCGAUGACGGUCAAAGUACGGGCGCGGAGCGCAAGCGGAACCGGCGACGAGACAAGAUCACAGCAGUCGCCGCUUGGUUGCCGCCCCACGUUCGAAUCGGCCUCGACCACCCUUGGGCGCUCUUGCGGUCGGGGCUCGUGGGCGCAGUACGGAGAUGGGGCCUGAAGGGAGCUCAUCGCGCAGGGAUCGAGUAUGGGAGCAAGGUCGAGAAGGCGUUCGAGGAGAUUUACAAGGCGCGCGGCGUAAAGGAGACGGAGCGCGACGCGUGGUAUCUCCAGUUGGCAGCGACGGAGCCCGAUGAGCAGGGAAAAGGCUAUCUCUCACUUCUCGUCCGUGAAGCAUUCGCGCACACGCCAAGCGCGACGUUUGUGCUUGAGGCAACGACGGAGAAAUCGCGCGAUCACUAUGAUCACUUUGGAUUCCAGCUCGAGCGCCCGAUCGUUUUCGGGAAGGGCCAAUUCGACAGCAGUGGGUACAGAGCAAAGGGUGAGAGCGCACAAGGGUUUCAAAUCUAUGCGAUGGUGAAGUGGACAGGAUCCUAG
Messenger RNA from Heterobasidion irregulare TC 32-1, 807 nucleotides. RefSeq lists its product as uncharacterized. The coding region runs from base 1 to 807 and encodes 268 amino acids. The transcript has 6 exons. NCBI's taxonomy places the organism in Eukaryota, Fungi, Basidiomycota, Agaricomycetes, Russulales, Bondarzewiaceae. The record is from RefSeq and is a predicted model, not a curated record.